AUGGACUCCUUCACCACCCAUGUGAAAACUUUGGACUUUGUUUUAGCGCCAAGGGUCUUUGAGAAUCCGCGGAGAAAGUGCUACAUCAGUGACAGUUCCAAGGAGGAGGAGGGAGUGACUGAGGGGAGCAAUUUGGCCCAGUCAUUGAUGGAUACGCCGGAACCUGAACCCGAAACCCAGCUGCUUGUGAGACACCCCGAUGAGCAUGGUGGCCUCUUGUCGUCCACCCCCCUGGAGGAGGAAGGUGAACCCAGCUCAGGGGAGUCACCAGCCGAUAAGGUGAACGGAAAAGACAUCCCUCAGCGCGACGAUGCCUUUCUAGAGGAACCGGAGACCCUGGACAGUGUUGCAUCAAGCAGCGAAGAUGAACCGGGCCCACCUUGUUUUUGCUCUGUGCCGAUACAAAUUGUUGAAGAGGACUUCAAGGAUGAGGGCUAUGAGGAGUUUAGGAAGAGGCUUGGCAUGGAACUAACUGAGCCAGUGCCAUGUCGUGAGCAUAAAAAAGUUAUGCAGACUAUUGUACACAUUGCUGUUUAUGCUGUCCUUAACCACUGUCUUAGGGAAAAGCUUUUUGAAGAUUGUGAGGGCUGUGUCGUAGAUGCAUCAGCCCAAUGGCACCAUGAUUGUGUGACUUGGACUUCAGUGGAUAUAAACUGCAAGCUCCGGGGCCUGUGUGCUGAGCUGUGUUUGGAAAGCUUAUUAAACACUAUCAUUGCCAUAGGUUAUGCUAUGCAAUGUCUGUGCCUAACCCAAGAACAUUUCGCGCAAGGGGUGACCUUGAUAAAUGCUGUGCAAUUGAGUGGAAACCCUGACCGUGUUUUAAAGAAAAUGACCAAACCAGAAGGUGCCUGCUUAGAGUUUUAUAUUGACAGUCUGGUCUGCACAAAAAGUUACAGAACCCUGCUUAAGAAAAAGGCUAUUUGUAAGAAAUCUAAAAGGAUUAAGUUAGAAAAUGGUGAGGGGCCAAACAUGCAAUAUAAAACUUGGUAG
Dermochelys coriacea (leatherback sea turtle) is the source of this 990-nucleotide messenger RNA. RefSeq lists its product as uncharacterized. Bases 1 to 990 code for a protein of 329 amino acids. The transcript has 2 exons. The record is from RefSeq and is a predicted model, not a curated record. Lineage: Eukaryota; Metazoa; Chordata; Testudines; Dermochelyidae.